CAAUCCAUCUUCGCUCUGCGGAGUCAGCGCAACAUCCAAGAUGCAAGAGAGAAAGCGACCCAAGCUCAUCCCGCGGGACGCGACGUCCAAGACGCGGCUGAUGCCUGUGGCAGGGGCCGUGCCGCCGAUAGGUACACCGGGCCCUCUCAAGCAGCUCGAAAUGACCGAAGCCCAAAAUGCACUUGAAGCUCGCGUGGCUGUCGACGAGCGACCGAUGAAAAGAUUGAUCAAGAAGAGCUUUGCUGUGCUAGGGCUACCCGGGGAAGAUAGCGACAUUGAGCUGGCUGGUCUGGCUACUGAGAUCUCCGCCAUGAAGGUCACGCUUGCGCGCCUCAGAACGGUUGCUCAAGUGACCUCGAAAGGAGAACAGGCAGAAUAUGAAAACGACUCGAGGAACUUUGAGCAAACAUUCAGAAACGGCGAGGAGGAGAUUGCGAGACUGAAAGAUCAGCUGAAAGAAGCACAACAAGAGAGGGCUAACAAGCUGGAAUAUGACGCCUUGGCAAAACAGAUCGCCAAGUACCCGUCAAGAGCUGAGACGGAGGAAUCUAUGCGGCGUGUCCGCUCACAAAUUGAAGCCCUCCGCGAAGAAUCAGAAGGCUACCGAGACAUCGCAUCACGCAUCCGCGAAAAGUGGGUGUCGGCCAUGGAGAAUUUCGGCACGCUGCAAACCCAAAUCAGCGUCGAGAUUGCCGAGCGGGAGCGGGCGGCGGUUGAGAGGAACGAGCAGCUGGGAGACGAUGACGAUGACGAAGAUGGAACUGUUGACCCCUCCGCGGAGGAUGUGGAUGAGACAGGAAAAGACGAGCACAGCAAGCGAACUGGGGCUGCACCGUCCGACGAACAGGAGCUGGAAGAAGGGGAAGAAGGAGCACAUGGCAAAAAGGCCAGCAGCAGGGCUGCAGACGAUGAAGAAGAAGAGGAAGGUGCCAUGGCAGACGAACGAUCACCACAUCAUCGCGCCAGUUCCGGCGCGCUGAGCGGCGGCAGCUCUCGCUUGAAUCCAGGCGCUCAGCCCUUCGAGCCCGUCAGUCGCAGCUCCAGUAGCCUCGCUCACGCUGCCAGACGAGGAACGAAAAGAGAUGACAAUGAAGAAGGAGCCACCCGCCAUACGCACCCUCUCCCUAAACGGCCCCGACGAAAUUGAACGCGAGAUUUUUUCGGUCAAGUCACUUUCU
Molecule: messenger RNA, 1178 nt
Organism: Tilletiaria anomala UBC 951
Lineage: Eukaryota; Fungi; Basidiomycota; Exobasidiomycetes; Georgefischeriales; Tilletiariaceae
Exons: 5
Coding region: 41-1147 (368 amino acids)
Biological process (GO): mRNA processing
Cellular component (GO): THO complex part of transcription export complex
Source: RefSeq, a predicted model, not a curated record